Messenger RNA from Nymphalis io (European peacock), 4131 nucleotides. RefSeq lists its product as uncharacterized. Bases 174 to 4106 code for a protein of 1310 amino acids. NCBI's taxonomy places the organism in Eukaryota, Metazoa, Arthropoda, Insecta, Lepidoptera, Nymphalidae. Gene Ontology annotation, biological process: lipid transport. The record is from RefSeq and is a predicted model, not a curated record. Gene Ontology annotation, molecular function: lipid carrier activity. The transcript has 30 exons.
UACCCGUAGUUGUGACGCUGACGCGUCGAAGACAACUCGUAAUUUGGUCGUUGUACUCGACUCCCGAAUCACCCCAUGAUGAGUGAAUCACGUAAAAAUCUGCGCUCCAAGGAAAGAAGACGACGCUUCGCCGCUGCAUAGGAAUCCCCGAGUACUUCAGAUAACGUGUCAUAAUGAUAUCUAAUUGCUUGUUACUCCUCGUCGGUAUAUCCCUCGCAUCAUCAGCCGGAAUCCAAGUAUUGUUUCCAGAGCUCAGACAGUACAGCUACAUCCUGAAGACGAACGUGUCGACUGGUACACCCUCCACCGACUCCUACUGGACAAUAGAAGCGAGAUUAUUACUCAUAGUUUACGACAACUACACCAGGAUAAGAUUCAAACUAGAAGACUACGAGACCUCGAUCUACAGCCAGAGUUCUGGCUAUUCAUCCUAUCAAUCAGAGGAAGCUGCUAAAUAUUUAAAAUGGCCUUGGGAAGUGGAAUAUCAAGAGAAUGGCUUCAUCAGCGCCCUGUACGUGACGGAUGAACCGGUGUGGUGUACGAACUUGAAGAGGGCCAUUUCAAACAAUUUCCAACUGAGGAAAGACAGCGGCUCAUAUACUAACGAGGAGCCAUGUCUCUACGAAAGCUGUCUCAUGGUGUAUACAGCAAACGGUAACACCAUAAGAAAGUACAGUUCUUACCAAAAGGCGUCUGUCGUUUCCCAAACCAGCUGGAGCUCUGUGCCCUGGGGUGGUGACAAUGGUAGAGGAGCGCCAGAGAACAUAGCGACGUCUGAGCGUGUUUACGAGUUUAAUGGGAACAGACUUAUCAGUUUGAACAUGCGAGGCGUGUUCCAAUACAGAGUUAGUGGGCACGUGCUCGGGGUUUCUUCGGAGCUCUCCCUUUCUUACGACACUGACUCCCCAUCACCGACGGUAGAAAAGUCGAACGUGACGCGGACCGGCUUGCAGUACGAUGCUGGCAGCUUUGACGAUUGGACCACGGGCAUCCGUACGUUCUCUCAGAGCGAGUUGAGGAACGAAACAUAUGAGAUCCUUUUGAAAAUAGCUAAAAAGGGUAUCGAUACAGACAACAUCGUUAAAAAUGCAUCUCUAAUACAUAACUUGGAUUUCAUUAAUCUCUUGAACACAGUUACCCGCCUGUCCUACGCAUCACUUGUCAAACUGUUCGAGGACCUAGUUCUCGGAACAAGCUAUGACUUGGAGACAGCUAGGAACAUAUUUUUGGAAGUCCUACCGCAUGGUAGAAGCGACGCCUGUGCAAGAUUCGUCAAGUAUUUAGUUGUAGAAGAGAAGGAGAAAAUCGAAGAUGCAACCCUUCUCUCUCUGAUUCGGAAGCUGCCCUUCAAUGUCGCUAACCACAGUCAGAAUCUUCUCGAGGAGUUGGAGACCUUCACCAAGCUCGGACUGGACUUUCCUUCAGACAUCAGGCAUGCGGGAAUUCUUUCUUUUGCCGUCCUGGUCUCUAAGACCGCGGAAGCGAGAAAGGUCAAACAGGACUACUUCGACAAUAUCGUUGUCAAAUACUUUAGGAUGUAUAGUGAUUGUCCCCAAUAUCUGGACCGUAUGGUCUGGCUACAAGGGCUCUGCAGUUUGGGAUACACGGCAGAGUCGUACAUACGCACAAUAUACGCGGACAGGACGAGAAACAGACAUGAGAGGCUUUGGGCAUCACUGGCUUGUGGACACGAGAAUAGAGGAUAUGCAGCUUUGGAGACAUCUUUACCAAUCCUGCUUGAUGAGCAAGAAGACAUACAGCUAAGGAUAGCGGCGCUACAUGACAUCCUCAGCUCUGGGAUGCGAGAAAGUGACUUUCUCUUCAUACAUGACUUCAUAGCGACGUCCAGCAGUAAGGAGCUGCAGAGAUUCUGGUAUACCACCGUGAAGAGCUUGGACAGCAACAAGUUCUUCAGCAGAUACAGAAAUGUUGCUGAUUACGUCCCAUUUGUCGCCAAAUUUGUAAAGAAUCCAGACACGACUUACUGGGCUACGAAUAACUACAUAGCAUCUAGCGGCGAGCUGAGCCCUUGGGUGCAGCUGAUGAGUGUCGGGGCCGAGCCGGCGCCAAGUCUCGCAGCGCUCACUGUGUCGUCUGGCGGGAGAAGACCAUACAUAACCUCUAUCUACGUUAUAGCAGAAGGCGUUGCUUCCAAUCUGUUUAAGAAAAUAUAUAAACUAAACUCUAAGAAUGAUAACGUUGAGAAACUAGUUAAAGUUUUGGAAAAGAUGAAGGUCUCGAGUUUGAAGACACCAGAGGAAGUUCACAUCGACAUCGUGAUAAAGGUUCACGAUAAGACAGUGUACGCGACUCACGUCAACCAGUCCAGGUUCGAAAGUUGGAACGAAAAUGACAUUAAAAAAUCAAUAAUGGAGUUUCUCCGCUUCGGUAGUCACAUCAACCAACAGAUGGCGUACUACCCUGUACAGAUGGACGUCUACUUACCGACUGAACUGGGCACACCGAUCCGUCUCCAAUCGUCAGUAGUAACGUUCACAUCGGUGAGGGGGAACAUCACAGCCCCCGUCGAGCCCGCGGAUAUGUUGUAUUGGAAGAAUGACCUGCAUAUACGGUACCAAGCUACGAGUGUUACCUCCCUGUCGACGUCGGCGCCGCUGCUGGAGUCGCAGCACAGCGUCCGCUUGCAGCGCUCCAUCGUCACACAUCUGCCCAUUAAGUUCAAGGUCGGCGUGGAACCCAUCGAGCACAAGAGUAUCACUCUGACCUGGCCGGACCCGUUUGCUCAGCAUGCGGGGGUGGCGAUACACUCGCGCGUGCAAAUAGAAAUGAACUCGAAAAAGGGUGUCGAAGUCAUCUCAGUAUCUUCGAAUGGAGGAGAAGACGACAGCGGUGUUUUCUUCGAUUGCGAGAGAAAAAUGUCUGGAGCGGAAGUUAUUGAAAAAUACAUCAUGUCCAAAUUUAUAACUUACGAUAUGUUACCAUCGCAGCAGUCUGUACUGAACUCGGUGGAACGUUUCAUGACGUCCACCGGCUGCGGUCUCGUCGUGCCCCCGACACGCCCUGCCCGUGGACGGGACGAGGUCCUGCACAUCGCCUUCAGUUUCAAAAAUACGAUCGAGUUUGAUAAAAUGGGACUCACUUUGAAAACUGUUCUACGUUACUUCAAAAAAAUCAAGGACAAUAACGACGAGAUGUAUUUGAAAAUCGACGCCGACACCAGCGUGGAGUGCGUCGGUAGAAACGUCUCCGUGCAGUCUGUUCUAUAUGUGAACCAGCCGUUUAAAGAUGACACGAAUAAAAGGUUUUGGAAGCUCUGCUACUUCGAAGAUGACACAAGCCACGCGCCCGCUGACCAGGACCUGAAUACCCACCCCGCCUCAUAUCACGGGCGCACCACUAUCACCUACCACACGUCCCCGAUGUACGAGACCUGUGACGCCGGCUCUGACGACAGCAAGCUGACGAUAGAGUACCGAGGAACGCCGAAGUAUAACUACGGGAACGUUGAGAGAUAUGUCGAAGUUGAUAUUAAAGGAGAAAAGCUCCACCAGUUCGACCUGCUCCCAGGACUAGGCUUAGGUCCCGGAACUCCCAUCGCGCAGCUUCUUGGUACUCUAGACUACAUCAACACUUCCGCUAUUAUUAAGGAAAAAGACGGCAUAGCAUCAGUGGUCGUGAACAAAGGAGCUGAGAUUCAGUUUGAGUCGGACAGCUUCGCGUGGCUGCUGGACAGCUGGACCUCCAUGCAGCUCAUGAAGAGGUUCGGAGUGUACCGUCAAUGUCGUCUCCAAGAGUCAACUAUACAAACGUUAUCCGGGAACGUGGAUCAGCUCCAGCUCCAGCAGUGUCCUGAGACCCUGGUACUCGCUGACUGCUCUGAGACUCCUAGUUUUGUAAUAUUACGUCAACAAAAUGGUGGCAUUAUAAUGUACGACGGAGAUCACGCCUCGUACAGCAGCGACACUUCAAACACGAGCAAAAAUACAGCACUAAUACCAACAGACGACGGCGUGAAAGUAAUCUCAAACUCGACAGGAGUGAUAAUAUACCGGCGGUAUAACGAAACUGUCAUCCUGAUACCGUCGUCGUACCUCCCUUCCGUCUGCGGGGAGUGCGCGGGGAACAGCGGCUUUGACAACUGUUGAAAUAUAUUUUAUUAUUUAUAAGUUA